UAGGAAGAUACAAAUUGUCGUUAAAAAACGUACACAGUGGCAAUGGUUUCUCUAAAACCCAUGAUGGGUAUGCUAACAACCGUAUCUUCGAUGGGUUUACAUCAGAAGCCACUGAACCGACCAUUCUGGGGUUGGGUUAACAUGAUGUUCAACCGUGUAGAUCGGUCCAGGUUAAAGAAAGUAGGUCCCGACCGUCUAUGUGCCGAGUGGUUGUUAAAGAAUGGCGCAAAGGCAAAAUUUGUAAAGGAUAGCAGAACACACGUACACUUUAAUGCUCUUCCAUUAGAAUCGCAGCCAGUGGUAAUGGAAGAGCUUGACGGUACAGAUUCUGGAAUAAUGCACAUCGGUUUCGACCAUCUCCAAGGGUUAAACCACCUCAGGAAAGUGACGCUGCACAACUGUGUCUACAUUGAUGAUCAAGCGCUGUGGAAACUGCGAUAUGCAGGCGAUACUUUGGAGGAAGUGCAUAUUUCAAAAUGUGGUAACGUAACCGACCAUGGAUUGCUACAUCUGAAGCAGCUGUUGAAACUCCAGCAAGUAAAAACGUUCGAUUUGCCAAACGUUAAAAAUAUGCAGCAAGUUGAAAGUACGUUGCGGUCUAUUCUUCCAAACUGCAAGUUUGAUAUGAAACCCUAGAAGAUGUAGCGACUAAAUGUGCCGUAAAGUCGGAAUGAUGUAAUGUUGGCUUUUAAAUGAAUGAAUAAAUUAUAAUGU
Anopheles nili is the source of this 714-nucleotide messenger RNA. Its product is annotated as ATP synthase subunit s, mitochondrial. Bases 43 to 636 code for a protein of 197 amino acids. Lineage: Eukaryota; Metazoa; Arthropoda; Insecta; Diptera; Culicidae. The transcript is spliced from 2 exons. The record is from RefSeq and is a predicted model, not a curated record.